Lodderomyces parapsilosis is the source of this 1374-nucleotide messenger RNA. RefSeq lists its product as uncharacterized. The coding region runs from base 1 to 1374 and encodes 457 amino acids. NCBI's taxonomy places the organism in Eukaryota, Fungi, Ascomycota, Pichiomycetes, Serinales, Debaryomycetaceae. Gene Ontology annotation, cellular component: division septum. The transcript has a single exon. The record is from RefSeq and is a predicted model, not a curated record. Gene Ontology annotation, biological process: division septum assembly.
AUGCGUUUUCAAGGUUCAUCAAAUACUUCUCAGAAACAGGAGUACCCGCUUACUAUUUUUUUAGAGCCAACAGCAUCAACGAUAGUGUUUGGUUGUCCCGGGAUCCCUCGAAGUAUACCACGAAUUGAAACAAUCAUCCACGUCAGAACAGCCAAUGGCUCACCCUUUUUGAUACGAUCGGUUUCAGUAGUGUUGAUAACUCGUCAAAAAGUAACGGUACCUGCAAAACUUGGAAGUACUGAAGCGUUCAAAGAGUUUAAGAUAUUUGAAGAUCCAUUGGCAUUCAAACCCGUGAAUGUAUUCUCUCAAAAUGUAUUAGGGAUAGACUUGCCGGUGAUGAUACCAGUGCCAAAGGAUGUGAUACCCAGUGGGUAUCUGCCGACGCUAGGGGCAUCUACUACCCAUUAUCUUGCGGUGAAAGUAGUUACUGGGGAAAGCAGUGGUGGCGAAUCAUCAUUCAUUGAUACCUUCCCCGUUGUCAUCAAGACAUAUGAUACUCUACCACUAUAUCGACAAUUCAAUGAGCCGGUGAUUGAACAACAAAAGUCGCCCGAUAAUCAAGUUGUGGGGGAAGUGACAAUUCCUACGACAUCAGUUGGUCCUGGUGAUCAGUUUGAGCUACAUUGUAAAUUGAUGAUCAAUUCAUCUAAUAACAAAGUCAAAAAGCACCUAGCGGUAAAGCAAGUGACUUUUCAGGUAAAAGAGUAUCUAGAAUGUUUUGAUGGCGGACUACCUCCAAAGAAGGAAAACAAGCUACAUACAAAAACGUUGCAAUUGACGAAAGAACUAAACACACAAGGGGAAACUCAACUGUUUGAUGUGAAAUUCCCCAAAAUCAAUGACAAUUUGGAAGUAUUCUACAAUGAUGAACCCUACAUUAUUGAAAACGAAGUUUCAUUCGACAACGAUACAACAAUCAUCGAAUCAGCAAAUAUCGCAACCCAUAAAACAAUUGAUCGAAUACCAGAGGGACUACCAAUCACUCACCUUCAAAGUUUUACAACUUCGGGUAAAUUCUACUCGAUAAAGUUUGAAACGAUUUUAAAGAUCAAACUACAUAAAGCCAAAGAUUUCGAUAUUCAUUUACCACUAACUGUUUGUCCAUUCGAGAGACGAUCAAGUGAAUAUUUGUUGAAAUGGAUUAUGCAUGAAUGUGAAGUUGCUAAAGCACGAUUUGGUGGGGAAUUUAUCGAUCAGUUUUUCUUGGCGACAAGCUAUGGUGCGAUUUGCAAUUUGAUGAACAGAUACAAGUUGCCACCAACAAUAUACAAGAAUUGCAAAGAGGACUGGGUCAAAUUGGGACUUGCUCGUGAUCAAAUAGGUGGCAUUAAUCACAAUGGCAGUAUGAAGAAUUUGGUACCAUAUAUCGAUUAG